AUGGCUCAGAGUGACUUCCUCUACCCAGAAAACCCAAGGAGGCGGCAGGAAGUGAACCGUCUUCACCAGCAGCUCCUGGACUGUUUGUCUGACAGCUUCCAGGUCACCAACAAGCUGACCGGGGUUCUGAACACCCACUUGGGCUGUAGGCUGGCCUUCAUUGAAAUGAAAAGAGAUGGAACUAUCAAAGAAAACUGUGACAUCAUUAUCCAAGCCGUGGUAAAAAUCCAAAAGGAACUGCAAAAGGUGGACGAGGCACUGAAAGACAAACUAGAGCCAACCCUUUAUAGGAAACUUCAGGAUAUUAAGGAGAGGGAGACGGAGAAGAUGGCAAUUGUGCAAAAGGUCAUUUCUGUCAUCCUGGGGGAAGCAACAUCUGCCGCCAGUGCGGUGGCUGUUAAACUCCUGGGCUCAAAUGUCACAACCGGCAUAAUGAACAAGCUGGUCACUGUGCUAGCUCACAUCGGGACGUCUCUCCUUGGUAGCAUUGGAGUUGCUGUGCUUGGUCUUGGCAUAGAUAUAAUCUUUCGUGCCAUCCUGGGAGCAGUGGAGAGGUCGCAGCUUCAAGCAGCCAUCAAAAGUUAUGAGAAGCAUCUAGUGGAGUUUAAGGCAGCCUCAGAAAGGUACCACCAUGCCAUCACUGAGGUCACCAGAGCCGUGACGCGCCAGAUAAGAUGA
Molecule: messenger RNA, 678 nt
Organism: Cricetulus griseus (Chinese hamster)
Lineage: Eukaryota; Metazoa; Chordata; Mammalia; Rodentia; Cricetidae
Source: RefSeq, a predicted model, not a curated record